ACCCCCUUGCUGACGUCACACGCGGUCCGGCUACAGAAUGCGCAUGGUCUAUAGGGGAGUCAUCCGGCACCACGUGCACGUCACUAAUGCUUAAACGCAGGAAAUUUGACUGAUGUCAACAUCACAUGAUUUGUUUAUCAAGAUUCUUAGCUUUGCGCACUUGCCCUGUGCUUGCCCUGGUCAUGGACCUUUUUGUUAAUCAGAAAUGUGAUGCAAUAAUGAUGUCACAAUGCAGAAGAAAUACAUAAUCUAAACCACUAAUGAAAUCAUUGACACCACUCACUGUUCAAAAAUGCAUUACCAAGUACCCAUACCUUUUGAGCAGAACAACGAGUUUUUACUUUAAUGCAGGUAUAACAAUGUUGGUAUGUGGUUCAUAUUUUGUGACUACCCAUUCAAUUUGGUGAUGAAAGUUUUGCAUACAAAAUAAUGAAACAGUGCAAGCCAGACAGUACAUUAUUCUAGUAUCAACAACUAUGAAAUAUUAUUAGUUUCCAUUGGACCUACACUGCAUGCUUAUCAUCCCUUCUGCAUGCUCUUUGGUAGACUUUGUUCCAAGUCUGCGAUCGUGGUUUUUAGUAUACCCGAUAGCCAAUAAAUAUUCCCUGAAAUAGCGCCCUCUAGUAUGUAGAUUAACCUCUACCCAUACCUACGAUCAUGAGUUGGGGCACAUGAUAGCUAAUCUGUGGGGGCGUUUUUCGUGGAUACAGAGGAAUAACCGCAAUCUCAAACUUGAAAUCAAGUCUAGCUCUUUGGGGGAGCUGGGACCACACAUUGCGUAUCUUUAAACAAAAUACCACUUUCAUCUACAUAUGCGUCAGUCCACAAAACGCACCAAAUUAUUUUUGUUUUAUUUGUACAUUAUUAAUACAAUGGGGAGAUCAAUAUAAUUUACCACCAGGUGGUGUUUGAGGCCAUGUGCGAAUGUACUUAGCAUAACAUUUGUUCAUCCUGUUGACUAUUGUUAUUGCACGAGUCACUGCGUGAUUAAAAAUGAGGUUUAAGUGCAUUCAGGAUAUCGUCAAGUUAUACAUAUAUCACUAAUAGUAAACUUUAGAUUAGGUUCAAGCCAUGAAGAUAUCUGCAGUAUAUCAAGAUAUGGUAAAUUCAGGUCGGGGUAUACAUGUAAUAAUAUUAAUAUAACAUUAUUGAUAUUCAAAAAAAGCAGAUCCCAUCCGACCAUUGGUUUUCCAUAAUUAUGCCAUACAACCCAAUGUCAGGUGGGAAAAAUGAGAGACGUGCUUAUGUUAUGAGUCUGUGACCGUUGCAAUCAUAACAGGAAACUGUAAUGUUGGACAGCUAUUAGUUGUUUCCCCAACUCAUGAGUCACAGUCUUUCCUGUGGAUUUGUACUAGAAACUCCAUCAACAGUAAGCUUUCAGACAAAACCACUUCUCACCACCACUUAGGCUACAGGUUGCUUUUUAAACUUAGUGUUUUGUGGACUUUGUUGUAUUACGAUUUUACAAUGGCAACCGGUGGCAUCACAGUUGAAUCAGUUCUGGGGAAGAUCAGCAGGGAUCAUCUUGAAUGUGCAGUCUGUUCAGACAACUUUAAGAAUCCCAAAGUUCUGGACUGUCUGCACACAUUUUGUCUCAAAUGCCUCCGCGAGAUGAGAACACGGCAAGAUCCUAAAAACAAGAAGCUCAUCUGUCCGAUAUGUAGAAAAGAAACCAAUUUGGAGAAGAUCGAAGUAGAUGAUCUGCCUCAUAAUUUCACUCUAGAUGCUUUGGUGGAUGAGCUAUAUGUACAUCAGAAGCUUCUGGGGACUGAACCAUCGCGUGUCACGUGUCAGUCAUGUGAGGAAGAAGAUCAGACAGCCGUUUCAAGAUGUAUGGAUUGUGAUCACUUUCUUUGUCAGGAUUGCCAACGAGCUCAUGGCCGGUUGGCAGCUUUGAGAUCUCACACGACCUACACACUUGAUCAGUUUCGUUCUGGAGAGAUCGUCUACACAAGUAAAUUGAGAGAACACAUUCCAAAAUGCCAGAAGCACUUAGACCAGAGUCUAAGCAUUUACUGCAAUACCUGUGAGCAGAUGGCAUGCACUACCUGUAGUGUACUAAAUCAUGGGCAACAUGCCCUCGUUGGCAUACCCGAAGCAUAUGACAACUUCAAACAACAGGUGGCAGAUCUGGUUUCAAAGGUAAAAAAUAAGACCAAAGAGCUCCAGGAUGCCAAAGACACAGCAAACAUGUUGCAGAAGAAGUUGGACACAUCAUUUGCUGAAACUACGAGGAAGAUUUCCCAAAAAGCCAACGAUGUGGUUGCAAAGCUCAUAGAUGAAGAGAGGAAGUUGACGCAAGAGACAGAGAAGAUUUACAAAGAAAGGUCUGAGACAUUUAACACUUCUGCCGUUAAAAACAGCAACAAAGCAGACCACUCGGAGCAGAAGCUAGCUGAUGUGUGCAGUCUAAUGGCUGAAACAAACUGCUACGAGGUGCUAGACCUCAAGCAGAAAAUAUUGUCUAAUCUCAAAGAACUAACAAAGAAAAAACCAACAAUCGCACCUGAAUAUCUGUCACUUUUUCACUUCGAGGAGGAAGAAGAUUCCAUUGGGGAACUGGUUUUGAAAGACCCACCGAGUAUCGUGCCUCAAACUCGGCCCUUACACAGUGGGGCUGCAGUUUAUAAUGGAGAGGAGCGGGUAUCACAAAUCCUGAAACAAUUGUCUCUUCAGACGAGUGUCAAACAAGGGCGGUGGGUAAAAAAAACAGAAGUAUCGGACCAACUGGUCAAUGCAUGCUAUGUUGGAGUUUUUGCAAACAAUAAAAUUGUUGCUUCCGAUUAUGACAACAACACAAUAGUAACCUUUUUUCCGUUGCGUAAGGGCAAGCGUCAAUUCCAAGUCGCCUUAAAUUACGUACGUUUUCACGGGUUAAUAGUGAACAGGAAUGACAAGCUCAUAGCUCUUGCAAACACCUCAGUGAAUGUGUAUGGGGAUGAUUUGUGUGUUAAGUUCACACCAGGUACAAAACUAAACAUCAAACCAGUAGGUAUUGCAGUAAGUAAAGAUAACAUAAUAGCAGUGAGCUACGAAGGCACUGGGAAAAUCUCUUUACACAAACUCGAUGGAACCUUCAUCAAAAUACUAACGGCUAAAGGGGUUCAUAGAUAUUUGACUUUCCACAACAAUAACGUGAUUUACACCCGUACCAAACCAUGCUCUCAAUCACUGGUAUCAAUAGAUUGCUCCACUGGUAAAAAGGUGUUUACAGUCGACAUUGAUGACAACGACAACAGCAAUACUGACCCAACUGGUGUCUGUUGUGACAAUGAUGGAAGCAUCUACGUAGCAUCGCACAGACACACUGGGGAGAUUCACCACUUCGGUCCCAUGGGUGAACACAUGGGGCUUGCCAUCAAAGGGUGUGGUAAAGCGAGAAAUAUUCUCAUCACACCAGGUGACGAGUUAGUGGUAGCUGCAGGAGACACGAUUAACGUAUAUCAUCGUGUGCCAGACAGUUAAAGGACUGGAAACGGGAAUACAACCUAACUUCUACUUUACUCACCCCUGCUGACGUAACACGCGGCUACACUGCCAUAGUCUUUUAGGGGAAUCAGGCGCAAUGCUCACAGAAACUAGACUGACGUCAUUUUCAUGAUCUGUUUACCAACAUGCUUAGCCUGAGCAUGUGCCCGACUUUGAGGUCAUUGGCCUUUGGUCAAUCAGAACUGUUGAUAUAAAGCAUGCAAUAAUUGUAUAAUAUUGUCAUUGUUAAUACGAAAUGUAUACUCUGAAGUGUUAAUGAAAUCAUUGACAACUCACUAUUCAAAAAUACAUUAUCAAGUACCCAUACCUUUUUAAGUACCACUUUUCACUUAAUGAUAGAUAAAACAAUGUUGUAAAAAAUGUAUGAUUUGAGGCAUUGCAUGGUGAGGUAUCAAUAUAUAUUUGGUUUGCGGGAACACCAUGGUGUUGUUCUGCAUGCCAAGUAUAUAAUGUUGUAAUAGUUCAUAUUUUGUCACAUUUGUAAAUACCUUGUACAAUUUGGUGAUGGAAAUUGUGUAUUAUAAAAACAAUUCAACAAGGCAUACAGACAACGCAAUACAAAAUACAUAUUGCAUGGUCUGAGAGUGCAAGAUAUAGAGCGAGCAAAACACAAAAUGCAUGUUAUGAAACUCCAUUUUGUCUUGAUUUAAAACUAAAGAAUUAAACCGUAGUUAAUAAUGGAUUUGUAUCAACAAGUAUAGAUUGGUUUGUAAACAUCUGAUGGGGGAAAGUAUACAUUGACUGGAAAUGUCUGUUGCUAACAUACAUGUAAUACCGGUACAAAAUAAGAGCAACAAUUGGUCCAAUUUGACAUAAACUUGUUUUAUUAAUCUUUUUGACAAAUACUUGUUAUUUAUUUAUUUAGAUUUUUAUAUUUGCAUCUCCGCUCAUUCUUAAAGAAUUGGCCCAAACUUCAUCAAGCUAGAAAACAGAACAUAGUGCACGAAACUCCAGUUGUUCUAAAAAAGAACAACUGCCACAAACCAAUUAGCCCUAACUCCGCUUUAACAUUCUAUAAUUUGUUCAGAAUGUUGCCAGUAAACUCACCUGUAUGGCUAUAGGCUUAAACCAGGCAACCCAUAUGAUACCUAAAAGCCGGAGUGGUGGUAAAUGAAGUAGACCAAUUUCAAGGCCAGCCACCAUCUAAAUGUAUCGAUCCUAGCUGGUAUUCAGUACCCUGCUUAGCAAAAGUGUUGUGCUUAACAGCUUCAUGAAGUUUGCCAUUGUAUCUAUGUAUUGUAAGUUUUAAAUAUAACACAUACGUCAAAUGUGUACAGCAUAAGGCUAAGAAAGGCUUGUAGAUAUUGGUCGCUUAAUUCAAUGUAGUUUUAACAAGUAAGUUUUAAUAUAAGAAGUAACAGCAUGAAGUGUCACAUUGUCAUCUUUCCUAUUAAAGGCACUGGACACUUACGGUAAUUACUCAAAAUAAUUGUCAGCAUAAUAACUUACUUGGUAAUGAGCA
Asterias rubens (European starfish) is the source of this 4951-nucleotide messenger RNA. RefSeq names its product E3 ubiquitin-protein ligase TRIM33-like. Gene Ontology annotation, molecular function: zinc ion binding; protein binding; ubiquitin-protein transferase activity. NCBI's taxonomy places the organism in Eukaryota, Metazoa, Echinodermata, Asteroidea, Forcipulatida, Asteriidae. The coding region runs from base 1468 to 3465 and encodes 665 amino acids. The transcript has a single exon. Gene Ontology annotation, cellular component: chromatin; nucleoplasm. Gene Ontology annotation, biological process: positive regulation of DNA-templated transcription. The record is from RefSeq and is a predicted model, not a curated record.